AUGGCAGCAUGACACGAUGCAAGUCACGAGUCCACGAGCACACAAUCCGAGUGGAGGGGCCUACAUGUCUACUCGCCUGAUGGUGCUUCACCACACAACAAGCAUCAGCUAAGGCAUGCAAGCAUCGGCUGGGCUCGGCUCGGCUCGCUCGUCCGUGCCCGCCGUGCUGCCGCUUAUGGUCCCAUCGCCAAUCCGACGUGGAUUUCGCUGCCUACACGGACUUGAUACGUGUUCGCUGUCGGAUCAGCACUCCACUCACACGAGCGGAAGAUGGCAAGCACCGUCACUCACGAAUCCGAUGAAUUGUGAUUGUCAAAAUGUGGUGCUGAUGCGCUCUUGCGCGCGCGUACACGUGGAUCUCAUCUCGAGGCCCACCUCUUCGGAACAAAUGGAUCGUGUCUUGCACCGAGAUCGGGCCCUUUGCAUGCGUCUGACAAAUGAGACUCUUCACUUUGCCGGAGUGCAGUCAGGGUUUCAAUUAAGCGUCGCGAGCGCAUUGAUGCCGAUCGAGGUCCAUCCAGACGAGCUCCCUUCUGCGAAUCAUCAGGCGGUCCGGUCUUUUCGACCGUACGAAGAAGCUCGAGUUCCGAAUCCGAGACGUGCGUCUCGAAAUGGAGUCACGCGUGGAUCUGUGGCGCUUGCGCGUGACGUUUAUUCUGACAUGUGCUCACACGCCUGCGCCCCACCUCGCUCCAACCAAGCGAUUCGAUUCGGUCUGUGCAAUUCGGGUCAAUGCCAAGCGUGCUCGGUCAAUGCCAAGUAGUGCGCUUCAGCUAGCAUUCGAUUCGUGAUCCCACAUUUGAUUGACUUGCGAAUUGCUCGAUCGCAUCGAAGCAGUCAAGAAUAGUGGAUCUUUGACAAGCAUC
Molecule: messenger RNA, 866 nt
Organism: Ceraceosorus guamensis
Lineage: Eukaryota; Fungi; Basidiomycota; Exobasidiomycetes; Ceraceosorales; Ceraceosoraceae
Exons: 1
Coding region: 116-763 (215 amino acids)
Source: RefSeq, a predicted model, not a curated record